Messenger RNA from Spirodela intermedia, 1770 nucleotides. NCBI's taxonomy places the organism in Eukaryota, Viridiplantae, Streptophyta, Magnoliopsida, Alismatales, Araceae. The record is from the annotation of a GenBank genome assembly.
AUGAACAGCCUCACCAAGAUGAUCCUGCUGCUCGCUCUGGUUUUCUCCGGCUCGAACCUGCCGGCCGCCGGCGCCGGCACCACCCCAGCAUGCUCGGCGGCUGACCGGGCGGCGCUGCUGGGCUUCAAAGCCAGCAUCUUGAAGGACACGACGGGCACCCUCUCCACAUGGACCGCCACCGACUGCUGCGGCUCCUGGGCAGGCGUGGGGUGCCACCCGACGACGGGGAGGGUCACCCGACUGGAGCUGCAGAGGCCCCUGGGAGGGCCCGCCGGCGCCGGACUGUUCAUGGAAGGCGUCCUGUCCCCAUCGCUGGGCAACCUCGAUUCACUGGAGGUGCUGGUGAUCAGCGGAAUGAAGCGGAUCAGGGGCGCCAUUCCCGACGGCUUCUCGAGGCUGAGGAACCUCACCCAGCUCUACCUCGAGGGGAACAGCCUGGAAGGGGCCAUCCCUAGCGGGCUCGGGGAGCUUCCCCUGCUCAAGGCGCUCUCCCUCAGCGGGAACCGCCUGCGGGGCCGGCUCCCUCCGAGCCUGGGGUCCCUCACCAGCCUGGUCCAGAUCAACUUCGGGUCCAAUCUCUUGACGGGUCCCGUCCCCCUCUCCUUCAGGAACCUCCGGGACCUGCAGUACUUGGACAUCAGCAACAAUUUCCUCUCAGGGGCCAUACCCGGGUUCCUGGGGCUGUUCCAGGGCAUACGGCUCCUCGACCUGUCCAACAACCAGUUCUCUGGAGAGAUACCCGCCUCGCUUUGCGGCCUGCGCAACGCCUUGGACGUCUCCCUGAGUCACAACCGGCUAACGGGGAGAAUCCCUCUGCAGAUUGGCAGCCUCAGGUCGCUCAACACCCUCAGCCUGAGCGGAAAUCUCCUCACUGGGCCCAUCCCAGACUCCAUCGCCGGGCUGCGCAAGCUGUGGUACCUGAACGUCUCCAGGAACGGGAUAACGGGCCCCCUGCCGGGGGCCAUCGCCACGGGCCUGCCGUCUCUGCUCUCCGUGGACCUGUCCUACAACAGGCUCGAUCUGGGAAGCAUCCCGGCGUGGGCGAGGGAUAGGCCGCUCAGAGAUGUUCAUCUUGCGGGCUGCAACAUCGGAGGGAACCUGCCAUCCUUCAACAACGGAGACUCUCUGAGCUCCCUGGACCUCUCCGACAAUUACCUCGUGGGGGAGAUCGGGCAUAUCCUCAAAAACACGUCGGCCUUGCAGGAGCUGAAGCUCUCGGGCAAUAUGCUGAGGUCGGACGUUUCAGAGCUGACGUUGCCGGAGACCUUGUCCACUCUUGACCUCCACUCGAAUCGGCUCUACGGGUCCCUGCUGCGCUUCCUACCGAGAAUUGGAGGCUUCAUGGAGAUUCUGAACCUCGCAAAUAACAGAAUCAGUGGCGGUCUGCCAGAGUUCGGCGAAGACCUGAGCUUGAGGUGGCUUGAUUUGUCGAGAAACGCCAUAACGGGCGUGAUCCCUACAUCUGUGUCGAAGUUGAGGAACCUCGAGAGGCUAGACUUUUCGAGGAAUCAGAUCAAAGGAACCAUACCUUCGAGCAUGGGGGAGAUGACCAACCUUCGAUGGCUAGACGUGUCGAGCAACAGCCUCGAGGGGAGAAUUCCAGAGACCUUCCUGCGGAUCAGAGGGAUGCAACACGCCAACUUCCGCUCAAACAGACUCUGCGGCCAAAUACCUCAAGGUCGCCCGUUUAACAUCUUCCCAGCUUCGGCAUAUGUCCACAAUCUGUGCCUCUGUGGCAAGCCGCUGGCGCCGUGCAAGCACAUCGCUUGA